This is a messenger RNA of Mustela lutreola (European mink), 1227 nucleotides long. It is a transcript of the gene POU4F2, whose product is annotated as POU class 4 homeobox 2. Gene Ontology annotation, molecular function: DNA-binding transcription factor activity, RNA polymerase II-specific; RNA polymerase II cis-regulatory region sequence-specific DNA binding. NCBI's taxonomy places the organism in Eukaryota, Metazoa, Chordata, Mammalia, Carnivora, Mustelidae. The coding region runs from base 1 to 1227 and encodes 408 amino acids. Gene Ontology annotation, biological process: regulation of transcription by RNA polymerase II. The transcript is spliced from 2 exons. The record is from RefSeq and is a predicted model, not a curated record.
AUGAUGAUGAUGUCCCUGAACAGCAAGCAGGCGUUCAGCAUGCCGCACAGCGGCAGCCUGCACGUGGAACCCAAGUACUCGGCACUGCACAGCGCCUCGCCCGGCUCCUCCGCGCCCGCGGCGCCCUCAGCUAGCUCCCCUAGCAGCUCGAGCAAUGCUGGCGGCGGUGGUGGCAGUGGCGGGGGCGGCGGAGGCCGUAGCAGCAGCUCCAGUAGCAGUGGCAGCAGCGGCAGCAGCGGCGGGGGCUCCGAGGCGAUGCGGAGAGCGUGUCUUCCAACCCCACCGAGCAAUAUAUUCGGCGGGCUGGAUGAGAGUCUGCUGGCCAGAGCCGAGGCUCUGGCGGCCGUGGACAUCGUCUCCCAGAGCAAGAGCCACCACCACCACCCGCCCCACCACAGCCCCUUCAAGCCGGACGCCACCUACCACACCAUGAACACCAUCCCGUGCACGUCGGCUGCCUCUUCUUCGUCGGUGCCCAUCUCGCACCCAUCCGCGCUGGCGGGCACGCACCAUCACCACCACCACCACCACCACCACCACCAUCAGCCGCAUCAAGCGCUUGAGGGCGAGCUGCUGGAGCACCUGAGUCCCGGGCUGGCCCUGGGUGCCAUGGCUGGCCCUGACGGCGCCGUAGUGUCCACGCCAACUCACGCGCCGCACAUGGCUACCAUGAACCCCAUGCACCAAGCAGCGCUCAGUAUGGCCCACGCGCAUGGGCUGCCCUCACACAUGGGCUGCAUGAGCGACGUGGACGCCGACCCCCGGGACCUGGAGGCAUUCGCGGAGCGCUUCAAGCAGCGACGCAUCAAGCUGGGGGUGACCCAGGCCGAUGUGGGCUCCGCGCUGGCCAACCUCAAGAUCCCUGGCGUGGGCUCCCUUAGCCAGAGCACCAUCUGCAGGUUCGAGUCCCUGACGUUGUCGCACAACAACAUGAUCGCGCUCAAACCUAUCCUGCAAGCGUGGCUCGAGGAAGCCGAGAAGUCCCACCGCGAAAAGCUCACCAAGCCCGAGCUCUUCAACGGCGCGGAGAAGAAGCGCAAGCGCACCUCUAUCGCCGCGCCAGAGAAGCGUUCGCUGGAAGCCUACUUCGCCAUCCAGCCGAGGCCCUCCUCGGAGAAGAUUGCUGCCAUCGCGGAGAAGCUGGACCUUAAGAAAAAUGUGGUGCGCGUCUGGUUCUGCAACCAGAGGCAGAAACAGAAAAGAAUGAAAUAUUCUGCGGGCAUUUAG